AUGCCACGUGCAGUAAGUUAUAAUGAUAUGAGCGAUUUAUCAUCGCAACAUAUUAUUAUGACAUCUGAUACUCAACAUUCAAGUUUUGAUGAUUCAAUUCCAACACCAACUAUUAAAGGACAAUUUGAUUUUUCUUCGAAAGCCAGGUUUGUGCAACGACUUGAAUUAAUGCGUGAAAUGUAUACAAAUGCUGCUGAUAUUUCACCAACAUCACCUGAUCAAAAUCUUGAAUCAAUAUUAACUGGUGAUAUGUCAACAUCUACAAUUCAAACUGAUCCAUUUUAUGAUCGUUUUCCUUGGUUUCGACCAAUUGGAAGAGCAUUUGUUUAUUUAACAAAUCUUUUAUAUGGUAUACCAUUAGUACAAAAUGUUGCUAUUGUAUCUGAACAUGGUGAAAUAAAAGGUUAUUUAAAAGUAGCUGUACAACAAUUACAAACAACUGAUACAACUAAUGAACAAAUUAAACUAAUGAGAACAUAUAGAAAUGCAAGUGGAAUGACAAAAAUUAUUUUUGAUGAUGAAAAUUAUUUUCAAACUAUGAAAAGUUCAUCUACGGGUGAUUUAAUAAAAGCAUGUGAUUCUAUGGAUUCACAUUUUCGUUAUGUCGAAGGACAAUCUCAAUUUGGUCUUAAUGAUAUUUUACAGCAAAAAAUGAUUUCUGAUUUUUCACCAUCAUCUAAUCUUUCUAAAUUAUCUCAAAUAAUACUUAAAAAUGAUAUUUCAUCAAAUGAAUUCGUACCACAACUUGGUAUUGAAUAUCAAUUUCGUGUAACAGUUUUAGAAGCAUCACAAAUAUCAUCAGAUUAUGCAGAUAUUUUUUGUCAAUUUAAUUUUUUACAUCAACAUCAUGAAGCAUAUUCAACCGAACCACUUAAAAAUCAAGGCAAACCAGGACCACCAUUAGGUUUUUUUCAUGUACAAAAUUUCAGUGUUAUUGUAACACAUUCAUUUGUUGAUUAUCUUCGAACAAAACCAAUUGUAUUCGAAGUAAUGGGUCAUUAUCAAGAAUAUUUAAGUCCAACAAAGAAUAAUUUAACAACAACAACAACAAAUCGUUCACCAACAACUACGGUAGCAUCAUUAACUUUUUCAAAACCAGUUCCUGCUCAAACACUUAAUCCAAUAGCAGCUGUUAGGUUAGUUAAAAAAUGUGAUGAAUACAAUCGUUCAAUGUUAAUAUUCGAUAUUGAUUCUUUAAUAAUGCUUAGUGUAUCAGAUUCAUCGAUGUCAAAAUCAGUUUCAAUAUCAAAUAUACAUUUAUAUCAGUUUAUUCGAGAAAAAUGUAAAAAAGCUGUUGUUGAACAACCACCAACUGAUGAAAAUGCUCCGAAAAGUAGUAUAAGUUUAAAAGAAAAAUGGAUGGUAAUGGUUGUUAAACAUCCACUGCUUCGUAGUCUUUUAGUUGAAGAUAUCGAAUUUAAGAAAACUCUUCGACAAACUCAACAAGAUCAUGAAGAUGAAGAAAAACGUCUCGAUGGUGAAACUGUUAAAACAUGUCCUAAAUGUCAUCAAACAUAUACUUCAUCGGAAAAUAAAUAUGGCAAUUGUCAAUAUCAUGAUGGAUAUAUUGUUGAUCUUGAUCAUGCAGAAAAAAAAUUAUCUCAAGAUGAAGCACAAAAAGAAAUUCAAAAAGCUCAAAUAAUUGCAUCGACUACUAGUGGAGAUUCAACGGAAAAACCACAAGUACCAAAAUUAAUGUGGGCAUGUUGUUUGGCAUUUUUUGAAGGAGGUGACCCGUGUAAAGUUGGUGUCUGUGGAUUAUCGGAAGAAAUAUCCGAAGAAGAUAUCCAACCAAAUACAGGUUUGGUAACUCUUGUUCAAGAUUAUUUCAAGAAAAAUGAAUUAGCUGAGAAGAAAAUAAAAGAAGCUACAGAUCUUUACAAACAAGCCAAAGCAAAAGCAGAAAGAACCGUUCUAAAACCCAUAACAGAAACUCCUAGUCGAUCAACAUUUACUGCAUCUUUACCUGUUCGUCGAAAAUAA
Rotaria sp. Silwood2 is the source of this 1983-nucleotide messenger RNA. Lineage: Eukaryota; Metazoa; Rotifera; Eurotatoria; Philodinida; Philodinidae. The record is from the annotation of a GenBank genome assembly.